Orussus abietinus is the source of this 4053-nucleotide messenger RNA. RefSeq names its product G protein-coupled receptor kinase 1 (gene Gprk1). Gene Ontology annotation, molecular function: ATP binding; G protein-coupled receptor binding; G protein-coupled receptor kinase activity. The transcript has 15 exons. Gene Ontology annotation, biological process: regulation of signal transduction; protein phosphorylation; G protein-coupled receptor signaling pathway. Lineage: Eukaryota; Metazoa; Arthropoda; Insecta; Hymenoptera; Orussidae. The coding region runs from base 526 to 3150 and encodes 874 amino acids. The record is from RefSeq and is a predicted model, not a curated record.
AGCUCGGUCGCGUCGACUGUUAGUCGGUGGUUAGUCGGCGAUCGUGGCGGAUCGAGGUAAGAAGUUGCUGGGGUCUCGGAAGCUCGCCGUUGUCGUCCAGGACGCGGAGUGCCGGUGAUCGCGAGUCGGCCGCGAUGUCGGGAUCCGUGCGGGACGCGCGCGCUUAUCGAGCAGUGACCCCCGGGGCGAAAUGAGGUCCGCCGCCAGGAGGUAGAGGCCGCGAACGCGCGCUACGUAGUUGGGCGAGGAGCGGAGACUCGCGCGCGCGUGUCGGUGCACGCGAGGAGACCCGCGGGAGGAAGGGCAGAGGAGGCGAUCGCCGUCCGCGUUUCGGUCGCCGCUUCGGCGAUGUGUCGGCGUCGGGCUAAAAAUAUGCAGUAAAGGAGAGCGGAAGAGAGAGGCCCCUUCGGGACAAGCGCGCGAGAGGAAGGGCCGCCGCUCCUCGCUUUUCCAGUCGCGGGCCCGCGAGCCGUGCCUCGGCCUCCGCCUCCCCCUCCCCCCGCCGUUCCCCGAGCCACCGACAACAUGGCGGACCUCGAGGCGGUCCUGGCCGACGUCAGCUACCUGAUGGCCAUGGAGAAGAGCAAGUGCACGCCUGCCGCGCGAGCCAGCAAGAAGAUCGUCCUGCCCGACCCUAGCGUGAGGAGCGUGAUGCACAAAUACCUAGAGAAGAAGAACGAAGUGAACUUUGAUAAGAUAUUCAAUCAAAUGUUAGGAUACCUUUUAUUUAAAGACUUCUGCGAGACUGUAGCGGAGGAACCCAUACCGCAACUUAGGUUUUACGAAGAGAUCAAGGCGUACGAAAAAUUGGAGUGUCCCGAGGAGAGGAGAAAGCUGGCUCGGGAAAUCUACGAUAAUUUCAUCAUGAAAGAAUUGCUGGCGCACUCGCACGAAUACUCGACGGACGCGGUAUCACACGUACACAAGUAUCUCAUGAAGAACGAGGUUCCUGUCAAUUUAUUCGAGCCAUACAUCGAGGAGAUCUUCAACCAUUUGAGAGGGGAGCCGUUCAGAAAGUUCCUGGAGAGUGACAAGUACACUCGUUUCUGCCAAUGGAAGAACCUCGAGCUGAAUAUUCAGCUGACGAUGAACGACUUCAGCGUGCACCGGAUAAUCGGAAGAGGCGGAUUCGGCGAGGUGUACGGGUGUCGAAAGGCGGACACCGGGAAAAUGUACGCCAUGAAGUGCCUCGACAAGAAACGCAUCAAGAUGAAGCAGGGCGAGACCUUGGCACUCAACGAGAGGAUAAUGCUCUCCUUAGUCAGCACCGGGGUCGACUGUCCGUUCAUCGUGUGCAUGACGUACGCCUUCCACACGCCCGACAAGCUGUGCUUCAUCCUGGACCUGAUGAACGGCGGCGAUUUGCAUUACCACUUGAGUCAGCACGGGGUCUUCAACGAGCCGGAAAUGAAGUUCUACGCCGCGGAAGUGAUCCUCGGGCUGGAGCACAUGCACCGCCGGUGCAUCGUCUACAGGGAUCUGAAGCCGGCGAAUAUCCUCCUGGACGAGCACGGCCACGUCAGGAUAUCGGAUCUGGGCCUGGCGUGCGACUUCUCCAAGAAGAAGCCCCACGCGAGCGUCGGCACUCACGGAUACAUGGCGCCGGAAGUCUUGUCGAAGGGGACGGCGUACGACUCGAGCGCCGAUUGGUUCUCCUUCGGGUGCAUGCUGUACAAGCUCCUGAAAGGACACAGCCCGUUCAGACAGCACAAGACCAAGGACAAACAUGAGAUAGACCGCAUGACGCUCACCAUGAACGUCGAGCUACCCGAGUCUUUCUCGAAGGAGCUGCAGUCGCUAUUGGAAGGUUUGCUACAACGAGAUAUCAACAACAGGCUCGGUUGCCGGGGACAUGGGGCAGACGAGCUAAAAGAGCACCCGUUUUUCAGUGGUAUCGAUUGGCAGCAGGUUUACCUACAGAAGUACACGCCGCCGUUGAUACCACCGCGCGGGGAGGUCAAUGCCGCCGACGCGUUCGACAUUGGGUCCUUCGACGAAGAGGACACCAAGGGGAUCAAGUUGACCGACGCCGACCAGGAGCUCUACAAGGACUUUCCCCUGGUAAUCUCCGAGCGGUGGCAGGCCGAGGUCGCGGAGACGGUCUUCGAGACGAUCAACAACGAGGCCGACAAGCUACCGCUAGGUGGACCUUUAACGCGCCACCCGGGGGCCUUCCUCGAGGGCCCUCCGCCAACUGUCCCCAUUACUGAUCCGUCACUCCCUCCCUGUUCAUGCCUCCGCCGAGAAGGUGGAGAACAAGCGGAAGGCGAAGCAGAAGCUGAGGUUCGACGCCGACGAGAAAGGAUCCGACUGCAUUCUUCACGGGUACAUCAAGAAACUGGGUGGUCCUUUCGCCAGCGCCUGGCAGACGAGAUACGCCAAGCUCUACCCCAACCGACUCGAGCUCUAUCCGGAGUCGACGACGAAGCCCGAACUCGUCUUCCUGGACCAGGUGGAGGAAGUCAGCGCCGACCUCCAACACGUGAAAGGGGAGCAGUGCAUCGUGGUGCGCACCCGGGACGCGAAAAUCGUACUCACCAACCCCGACGAGAUCGGGCUGAAAGAGUGGGCGCUGUCCCUGCGAUCGGCGCACAAGUGUUCGAUGGAGAUGCUGGGCAACAUGGCGAGGAAGGCCGGGAAGAUCUACGGGACCGAGCGGGACGCGGUGAUACCGCCCAUCCAGCGCUCGACGAACGGCAACUAGCGCCUCGCCGGGUCGAGGUCGGCGUCGUCGUCGUCGUCGUCGUCGACGUCGUCACACUCCGAACCCCAAUGCCCCGCAGCAGCAACAGCGACCACGUUUUUUUACACUACCGAGAGAGGGAAGAGCGAGGGGCUGAGGGGGGCGUCGGACCCCGAAGAGGCUCGUCGAACCCCGAGGAGUCGCGUCUCGCGCGGAUGACCUCGCUCCUCCCCUCCCGACGGCGAGGGAGGAAACGAAGAAAUAUAAAAGAAGUAAACCGUGGAGCCCCGUCUACGGCGGUUAGCGCCGCGCUGGAUAGAGACAAAGUAGGGAGUAGCCAAGUCGUCGCCAUGGGUCCCGAGCGGGUCCUAGAACCUAACCCCCGGAUCCGCUCGGGAGCGACUCGGGUGCGUAGCGUCGCGUCGUUAGAUUUGUACGUUAGAUUGUAUGUGCAAUGUGUGGCGUAGCGACCUAGAGGGUACCGAGAAGACGCGACGGAGAGCGUCGUACACCCGCGUCGUACAAGGACCGUGGAGCGGAAGGUGGGCCUAGAUGCGAGCGUUCUCGCCUUCUGGAACGUGAAAACGUUCACGCGUAAACCCUCGCAUCUGGACCCUCCUUGAGAAGAGAGGGAUGGAGGGUAUCGUUGCGCGACCGAAGCUCGAGCUUCGAUCCCCUCGUCUUAGAACUUUAUCCCAACUUUAUGCUCCAUCCCUUUGUUCCUUGAUCCAUGCGUAUCGUACAUACACACAUGCGUGCACUGGUGGACGCGAGGGUGUACCCUUUUCGAAGAACUCGGUGUCGGACGGUAUUUCUAUCUGCCACUGUACCAUGACGGACGGGAAUUUAUUAUCGUUGUGUACCGUCGCACGAUACCGGUACCCAGUUAAUGGGAUCGGUAGCACAAUGUUCGAAAAAAAAAUGUUCGCGUCCACCAAUGUACCCUCGCACACGGAGGUAAGUACUGGGAAUGGCUUGUCCGAGCCCACGGAGAGAAGGAGACACGAGUACACACCGGUAGCGUAUUAUUAUCAUUAAUAUUACUACGAGCCUGUAUUCUCAUUAAUUCUGUACGUCGUACCGUUUCGUUCACCCUAAUUUAUUCACUAACGCAGAACGGUUUUAUAAAACGAUAUUAUAACGCGGUUAAGCCGGACCGACAGGUACCGUUAUUUAUUACGUUGUUGUACUACGAGAGGAGCCGAGGCGCCGAGGAUGGAACAAACGUUGAUAAGAAAAGCGAAAAGGAGGUCGUUUGUAUAUUGACAGGAGGUAAAAAUUGAAUAUUGUUAUAAUUGUAUACGCUCGGGCAUCCGGAGAGGCGAAGCUCUGGCCCGGCAAUAAAAAGGAUACCUGCGAUAUCAACGUGA